CCUCUUCCCUGUUCCGUUCCCCCUCCUGACGGCAGCGGGGAUGACGCACGUCCGGCGCGCUCUGUGCACAGGGCCCGCCCCCGCAGCCAUGCCCGCCGGCGCGCCGUGGCCCACCUACCUGCGGGCGCUGGCGGCCGGCAUGCUGGCCAUGUUCGCGGGGGCAGAGGUCGUGCACAGGUACUACAGGCCUGACCUUAGCAUACCUGAAAUACCUCCUAAGCCUGGAGAACUGAGAACUGAACUGUUGGGUCUAAAAGAAAGAUCAAGCGAAGUUCAGACGCCGCAACACUGACCAGAGUUUAUUUUUGUUGUGAAAACUAGAACUGAUAAAAUAUUUAUCCAACUGUUUAAGUUCCAGAAAUACAUAUGUGAAAUACUGUGCUCCUGUCAUGCAUGUGUCUUUGCUUUCCUUUGAGCAGAGUUGCAGGCAGCAAUAAAAACAAACAUACAGUGAAUGGUG
Molecule: messenger RNA, 460 nt
Organism: Zonotrichia leucophrys gambelii
Lineage: Eukaryota; Metazoa; Chordata; Aves; Passeriformes; Passerellidae
Product: ubiquinol-cytochrome-c reductase complex assembly factor 6
Exons: 2
Coding region: 41-292 (83 amino acids)
Biological process (GO): mitochondrial respiratory chain complex III assembly
Cellular component (GO): mitochondrion
Source: RefSeq, a predicted model, not a curated record